AUGCUCUCACUCUUAUUCAACCUCAAAAACAACACCCAAACUCAAAAACUCCUCAACAAAACAACCUCGUACCUACUUUGUUCCACACUCAAUCACUUCACAACAAAACCCAAUCCACACUCACAUGUUCCAACACUUGAGAUAGACACAAUCACAAGAAUCAUCAAUGAUCACCCAUUCCCUGAUAAACCCCUUCACCCAACCCUCCUCCACCACUUCCCUCCAUCAACAACAAUCCCCACUUCAGUCAUCCACAACAUUCUUGUUCGCUUAUUCGCCUCUCAUUCAAAUGGUCUCAAAGCAUUGGAGUUUUUCAAUUUCGCCAUCAACAAUCCUCACUCCACCCCAUCCCCCUCUUCGCUCGAAAUCACCCUCCACAUCCUUGCUCGAAUGCGUUACUUCGAUAAAGCUUGGAGCUUGUUGCAACGAAUUGCAAAAACACACCCGCAUUUGCUUACUCAUAAGUCAAUGAGCAUUAUGCUAUCCAAAAUUGCCAAAUAUCAAUCUUUUGAGGACACCCUUGAUGGGUUUAGGAGAAUGGAGGAGAAUGUGUUUGUUGGGAGAGUAUUCGGGACUGAUGACUUCAAUGUGCUUCUUAAAGCUUUUUGUACACAGAGGCAAAUGAAGGAGGCUAGGUCGGUUUUUGUGAAGUUUGUGCAUAGGUUUAAGGCUAGUACUAAGAGUAUGAAUAUUUUGUUGUUGGGUUUUAAAGAAUCGGGCGAUGUGACUUCUGUUGAGUUGUUUUAUCAUGAAAUGGUGAAGCGCGGGUUUAGUCCGGAUAGUGUGACUUAUAAUAUUAGGAUUGAUGCUUAUUGUAAGAAAGGUCGAUUUGGCGAUGGUUUGAGGCUUUUGGAGGAGAUGGAGAGUAGGAAAUUUGUUCCUUCGGUUGAAACGGUAACUACGUUGAUUCAUGGAGCGGGGUUGGUUCAAAACACGGGUAAGGCGUGGCAGUUGUUUAAUGAGAUUCCUUUGAGAAACUUGGUUGUUGAUUCAUGUGCUUAUAAUGCUUUAAUUAUGACGUUGGUUAGAAAUAAAGAUGUUGUGUCUGCGCUUUCAUUGAUGGAUGAGAUGAUUGAAAAACAAAUUGAGCCGGAUGGUGUAACGUAUCAUACAAUGUUUUUAGGAUUGAUGAGGUCGAGAGGGAUUGAAGGUGUGUCUGAGCUUUAUUUGAAAAUGACACAAAGGAAUUUUGUUCCAAAAACAAGGACGGUUGUGACGCUGAUGAAGUAUUUUUGUCAAAAUCGUCAGCUCGAUUUGAGUUUGAGUUUAUGGAAUUACCUUGUGGAAAAAGGGCAUUGUCCUCAUGCUCAUGCUUUAGAUCUUUUGGUAACUGCAUUAUGCUCAAGGGGUUUGGUUCAAGAGGCUUUUUGUUGCUCCAAGCAAACAUUGGAGAGAGGAAGAUAUAUGAGUUCUACAGCAUUUCUAAUGUUGGAGAGGUUUUUGAAGCAAUCACGCGAGAUGGACAAAUUAAAGGAGCUUGACCAGAUGAUUAAGAAAUUGCAAAGCGUCUUACCACCAUGUCGAGGACAUGCCACUGGUAUUUCUAACUCCAAAGUUAUAAUGUAG
Vicia faba (fava bean) is the source of this 1566-nucleotide messenger RNA. The record is from the annotation of a GenBank genome assembly. NCBI's taxonomy places the organism in Eukaryota, Viridiplantae, Streptophyta, Magnoliopsida, Fabales, Fabaceae.